ACUGCUUAGCUUAUUAGCAUGUCGUGCAAUAGUAUGGGCCUUGCCAGCUUAGCUUAUCUUGGGCCUUAAAUACUUGGGCCUCGUAUCGUAAAAAAGGGUGCAUUUCCCUACGGGUUACGGCUAUCAUCAGCGUCAGCCUCUGCAUGCCUUGUCCAACACUUGUCUGGCAAUAGCAACAGUACAGUACAAUAGUACUCUCAUGCACCGGUGACCGAUGCGCUGACUGGCUGCAUGGCAUGGCAUGGAGGAGGCUUUGGCUUUGGAGUAUAUAUAGGGGCUGCUUGCUACACCUUGACGGAGGCAAAUGCAAUUGCAAUUGAAGAGCGCGCAGAGGAGAGCACGCAUGGCCGCCGAGUUGCUUCUGCCCAGCCGCCUUAUCAUUCCUCUCCUCCUCCUCCUCCUCACCUCAGCCGCCGCAGCCACCGCCACGGACGACCGUCUGCGUGCACAGGCCGCCCUCCUUGUCCACGCCUUCUCUCCGCCUCUCCAGCCGCCGUUGCGCGCCACCUGGACCGUCGCCAACCACGCCUCCCUCUGCUCCUCCUGGCCCGCCGUCCGCUGCGCCCCCGACAACCGCACCGUCGUCUCCCUCGACCUCUCCUCCUACAACCUCUCCGGCGCGCUCUCCCCUGCCAUCGGCCGCCUCCGGGGCCUCCGCUUCCUCUCCCUUGCCGCCAACUCUCUGUCCGGCGAACUACCUCCCACCAUCGCCGCCCUCCCAAACCUGCGUCACCUCAACCUCUCCAACAACCAAUUCAACAGCACCCUGGCCGCUCUCCGCUUCUCCACCAUGACCAGUCUCGAGGUCCUGGACGUCUACGACAACGACCUCUCCGGCCCGCUCCCGGACGCCGGCCUCACCACCCUCCCGAGCCUCCGCCACCUCGACCUCGGUGGCAACUUCUUCUCCGGCAGCAUCCCGCCAAGCUUCGGUCGCCUCGGAGCCAUCGACUUCCUUUCGGUCGCCGGCAACAGUCUCGGUGGCCGCAUCCCGCCCGAGCUUGGGAACCUCACCACCCUGCGCCACCUCUUCCUCGGCUACUACAACCAGUUCGACGGCGGCAUCCCGCCGGAGCUCGGUCGCCUCGCCAGCCUGGUGCACCUCGACAUGGCCAGCUGCGGCCUGCAGGGGGAGAUCCCGGCGUCGCUCGGCGGCCUCGCCAGCCUCGACACGCUCUACCUGCAGACCAACCAGCUGAACGGCACGCUCCCGCCCGCGCUCGCCAACCUCACCGCCCUCAGGUUCCUCGACGUCUCCAACAACGCGCUCACCGGGGAGAUCCCGCCCGAGCUCGCCGCUCUCACGGACCUCCGCCUGUUCAACAUGUUCAUCAAUCGCUUCCGUGGCAGCAUCCCUGAGUUCAUCGCCGACCUCCGCUCGCUCCAGGUCCUCAAGCUGUGGCAGAACAACUUCACGGGCGCCAUCCCCGCGGCUCUCGGCCGUGCAGCACCGCUCCGCGAGGUGGACCUCUCCACCAACAGGUUGACCGGCGAGGUGCCGCGCUGGCUCUGCGCGCUUGGCGAGCUCCAGAUCCUCAUCCUCCUCGACAACUUCCUCUUCGGGCCGGUGCCGGAGGGGCUCGGCGCGUGUCGGACACUGACGCGGGUCCGCCUGGGCCGGAACUACCUCACCGGCCCGCUCCCCCGCGGCUUCCUCUACCUGCCGGCGCUGACCACGGUGGAGCUGCAGGGCAACUACCUGACGGGGCAGCUCCACGACCACGAGGACGCCGGCGGCAGCAGCCCGCUGUCGUUGCUGAAUCUCUCCAGCAACAGGUUCGACGGCUCGCUCCCGGCGUCCAUCGGCAACUUCUCCUCCCUGCAGACGCUCCUGCUCAGCGGCAACCAGUUCACCGGUGAGAUCCCGCGUGAGGUCGGCCAGCUCAGGCGGCUUCUUAAGCUGGACCUAAGCGGCAACAACCUGACCGGCGAGGUCCCUGGCGAGGUCAGUGAGUGCGCGUCGCUGACGUACCUAGACCUGAGCGUGAACCAGCUCUCCGGCGCUAUGCCAGCGCGGCUGGUGCAGAUCAGGAUGCUCAACUACCUCAACGUGUCGUGGAACAAGCUGAACGGCAGCAUACCGGCGGAGAUGGGCGGAAUGAAGAGCCUGACGGCCGCCGAUCUGUCCCACAACGACUUCUCCGGCCGCGUGCCCCAGAACGGGCAGUUCGCCUACUUCAACGCGUCGUCGUUCGCGGGUAACCCGCGGCUGUGCGGACUGGAGGCGGACCCGUGCAGCCUGACGCCCGGCGGGCCGCAGGUCUGGCCCUCAGGCAGCGGCGGGCAGGCGGCGAGGCGGGCGCCGGUGAUGUGGAGGCUGAAGCUGGCGGCGGCGCUGGGGCUGCUGGCGUGCUCGGUGGCGUUCGCGGCAGCAGCGGUGGCGACGACCCGAUCGGCGAUGGUGCGGAGGCGGCGGUCGGGGUGGCAGAUGACGGCGUUCCAGAAGGUGCGGUUCGGGUGCGAGGACGUGGUGCGGUGCGUGAAGGAGAACUGCGUGGUGGGGCGUGGCGGGGCAGGGGUGGUGUACGCCGGGGAGAUGCCCGGCGGGGAGCGCGUGGCAGUGAAGCGGAUCGUGGCGGUGGGUGACGGCGGGUUCUCGGCGGAGGUGCAGACGCUGGGGAGGAUCCGGCACCGGCACAUCGUGCGGCUGCUGGCCUUGUGCUGGAGCGCGGAGGCGAAGCUGCUGGUGUACGAGUACAUGGCGGGGGGCAGCCUGGGCGAGGCGCUGCACCUGCGCGGCGGCAUGCCGUGGGCGGCGCGGCUGCGGGUGGCGACGGAGGCGGCCAAGGGGCUGUGCUACCUCCACCACGACUGCUCGCCGGCCAUCCUGCACCGCGACGUCAAGUCCAACAACAUCCUGCUGGACGCGCAGCUGGAGGCGCACGUCGCCGACUUCGGCCUCGCCAAGUACCUGCGCGGCGGUGCGUCGGAGUGCAUGUCCGCCAUCGCCGGCUCCUACGGCUACAUCGCGCCAGAGUAUGCGUACACGCUGAAGGUGGACGAGAAGAGCGACGUAUACAGUUUUGGAGUGGUGCUGCUAGAGCUGCUGACGGGGCAAAAGCCGGUGGGAGAGCACCUGCAGGAGGAGGAGGCGGUGGACCUGGUGCAAUGGGUGCGGGCGCGCAGCAAGGACAAGGAGGAGGGGGUGUGGCGGGUGCUUGACCGGCGGCUGGGCGGCGACGUGCCGCCAGGGGAGGCCACGCAGAUGUUCUUCGUGGCGAUGCUGUGCGUGCAGGAGCACAGCGUCCAGCGCCCCACCAUGCGCGAGGUCGUCCAGAUGCUCGAGCAGGCAAAGGCAAAGGCAAACCACCCCUCCACCUCCACCCAAUAAUCAUCAUUAUUAUUAUUCCUUAAUUAAUUAAUGUUAUUAUAUAUAUAUAUAUUAUACACCAUCGAAUGCUUAAUUACCUCCUCUGCUUUGCAUGCCUGGUGACAACGUACGUACCUGCAUUAAUUCGCCUUGCGUGCGUACGUACACUGCUUAACUCCCGCUAUAGCUUCCUGAAUUGCUGAAGACAACUGUGAUUUAA
Oryza brachyantha (malo sina) is the source of this 3530-nucleotide messenger RNA. Its product is annotated as leucine-rich repeat receptor-like serine/threonine-protein kinase BAM3. Lineage: Eukaryota; Viridiplantae; Streptophyta; Magnoliopsida; Poales; Poaceae. Bases 305 to 3331 code for a protein of 1008 amino acids. The transcript has 2 exons. Gene Ontology annotation, molecular function: protein binding; ATP binding; protein kinase activity. The record is from RefSeq and is a predicted model, not a curated record. Gene Ontology annotation, biological process: protein phosphorylation.